UCCCGACCAUCCUGCGAGCGUUGGCUCUUUUCUUUGGCGACCGGACGAGGGAAGCAAGAGCCACCCUCGGGGGCUGCUGCAGCCGCUGCUCUUCCAGGAGCGUCUGCAGGCAGAGCAGGCAGCCAUGGACCGGGGGCUCACCAUCGAAAACCCCUAUGCCAGCGUCACCAUUCCGCGGGCGCAACUGAAGGACGACUUCCUGAGGGAGGACUUCCUGGGGGAGGACUUCAGUCCCAACGUCUUGCCCCCCUGCUCGGCAGCCCCACAGAAAGAGGCAGAUCCAAAGUCUCCCUCUCUGGCUUGGAACGGCCAGAGGAGCCAAGCGCAGGUGGAGUCGCAGGCCAGGCCCACCAACCCCUAUGCCAGCCUCAAGGUGCCCAGGGAAGAGGCUCCGGAGCCCUUCCGCUGGAAGAGCCACGAAGAGGCAGCUCCGGAUCCCGGCUGCUGCGGCUGCUGCGGCUGCUGCUCGCCUUGCUGCAGGAAGUGCUGCUGCGUCGUCUCCUAA
This is a messenger RNA of Protobothrops mucrosquamatus (brown spotted pit viper), 505 nucleotides long. RefSeq names its product cysteine rich tail 1 (gene CYSRT1). The coding region runs from base 125 to 505 and encodes 126 amino acids. Lineage: Eukaryota; Metazoa; Chordata; Lepidosauria; Squamata; Viperidae. The transcript is spliced from 2 exons. The record is from RefSeq and is a predicted model, not a curated record.